Messenger RNA from Trichoplusia ni (cabbage looper), 6619 nucleotides. Its product is annotated as calcineurin-binding protein cabin-1-like. NCBI's taxonomy places the organism in Eukaryota, Metazoa, Arthropoda, Insecta, Lepidoptera, Noctuidae. Gene Ontology annotation, molecular function: nucleosome binding; protein binding. Gene Ontology annotation, biological process: chromatin organization. The record is from RefSeq and is a predicted model, not a curated record. Gene Ontology annotation, cellular component: nucleus. The coding region runs from base 306 to 6518 and encodes 2070 amino acids. The transcript has a single exon.
CUGAAUUAUUUUUUGAAUGUACAAUAAACUAUUAGAAUUUCAUAUAAACCAUAGAAUACCUUAAUUAAUCUUAUGAAGGUUCGGAAUAAUUUAUUUUAGUUCAUGUUUAAAAUCCCGUUCAAAAGUGUCUGAAACAGGUCUGUGUAAAUUUACUGUCAAUCAGAAAUCAAUAAAUAAAUUGUCAAACAAACGAGAUGUCAAGUCAAAGUUAUCAAGAAUCAAACAAGCUCAAACGAGCCGGGCUUCUUUAUUUAUUUAAUUAGAGAUAUAUCAAUGAAAUCGAGUACCAAAAUCUAGGCUUCAUCAUGAUAAAAAUAUCUGCCUUGAAUGAGGAGUCGGAGGAGGAAAGUGGAUCUGAGGAAGAGGUAACACGAGAGGCUUCAGAACAAAUAGCGUUGCAGCAGUAUGCUAAUGCUCUGGAUCUGCACAGGAAAGGUAACCUUAAGGAUGCCACACAGCUACUUAAAGACCUUCUCGACACGGAACUGCUAUAUGACGUCAAAAAACCGGCAGAAGGCGAGAAAGUUCCCGGUCCUUUGUUUAAUUUGAAAUAUUUGUCGUAUAAAAAUUUAGCGACAAUGCUAAGUGCAUCUGAUGAAAUAGACGCGGCGAUAGAGGCGUACUGCGCGGCCUCUGAGUUGGACGACACUGACGUCACGCUGUGGCACCGUCUGGGGCAACUGUGUAUGCGCGCUAAGCGAUACGAAAUGGCACUGCAUGCUUUCCAACGCGGCGCUGAUAUAAACCCGCGACACUGGCCGUGCCUCGACAAGAUUGUCACCCUGCUGCUGGGUUUAGACUACAAAGAGGAGUGCAUAUCAACUAUACAUGAUGCACUGCAGUUAGACCCGGAUUACUUGCGUGGGCUCGCCUACAGGAAACACAUAUUUACAGUCUAUCCAUACAUCAAAGACUUUAUGGAGUACCUCGAUCCAAUUUACAAAUGGGAUGAAAAAGAUGAUGAGCCAUUUGAUGAGGAAAAAGGUGAGAAACUAAUAAAGGAAGCGGAAGAUAUUCAUGAAUCAUUUUUAGAACAGCAAAGGGCAGAAGAGUUUAAAUAUGUGAUACCAGAACUGAAACUAGUCAAACCUAUAACAAAUCUAAAUUGGCUAUCUGUAGGAGACUCUUUGGUGAAGAUGCAUCACUACAUGUCGGAAAACUUUUACAGUCACGCAUGCCCCUUAGUAAUAAUAUUUGAGAAAGAGGAGGUGGAAGAAAAGAUGGAGGUUUGCGAGGAGCCUCCAGAGACAGAACCAGUAGAGAAUAAAACUGAGGAAGUGGAAACUAAAACAGAUACAGAGAAGAAUGUUGAUAAUUUAUCAGGAAAUGAAAAUAAUGAUUUAUCAGACAAGGACAAAGCAGCAACAGAUACUGAAAAGAUAGAAAGUGAUGUGGAGGCUGAGCAGCCUGAACAUAAGAUACCUAAAAAAACUCCAGUUAGGCGUCGUGGCAGUGCUCUCAGCUCGUUGCAGCAGUGGGGGUGGUGUACAAAAAGGAGAUCAGGUCGCAAGAAACCUGUUAACAAGCAGGACCAAGAUGACAACAUCUAUGAAACACUCCGCAAGAUGGUGCCCAUCUGCUUAGUACCAGAGAUGGUUGACAAGAAAGAGAAUCAAGCUAGAGAGACUUCCCCAGACAUAUCAGAUCUUGAAAAGCUAUUUGAUGAAAAAGACAAACCAGAAGAAGCGAAAGACUAUUUUGGAUCAGAAACUGAAGCAGAAGAUGUAAAGAACUACAUAAAUAAAUACACUGAAAACAAAAGAGAUAUCAUUGACUUAUUGAAAGACUUCCUAAGUACUUUAUCUGCGAAGUGGGGAGAGAAGUGGCCACAAGGGCUUCCUGAAGUGUUUAUUGAAGCUAACAAGUGUUAUAUGAAUCAUAUUGAUGUUCCAACAUACACCAGUGAGAAUAAUGAAGACUUGUUACAUUAUACCACUGUCAACAUUCUGGUGGAAGAGCUUACUGUCAAUGAGCAACUUAACACAUCUACUGAUGAUAAACAGAAACAUGACUUGAGUGUCAUAGAAAGUGUAGGCAUCAUUUUAAGCCUUAAACCCCAUAUUUUUGUAAGCACUGAAUGUUUGGAGCUCACAUUACGCUAUCUUUGGGUCAAACUCCACAUUCACAUGCUAAACAAAUGCAAUGAAUUUGCUUUAGACUGCUUGUAUCAACUACAAUAUGAAUUUGAAGCAAUGGAAGAACAUCAUGAUACCUACGGCUUAAAUGUUAUAAAUUUUACAUUUAAACCAAAAAUUAAUGAGAAGGAAGUUCUGGCUGGCAUAAAGUUCCUUGAACGAAAUAAAAAGUUGUCAACUGUGAUGGAUUCGUAUGAGAGAGGAAACUACGAAGAUGUACUGUCAGUUGUGAUAGAUUCCUUUGAACAUUGCAGGUCAAUGGCUAGGAAUGAUGAAGAGAUGGCUUUAGAUUUUGCAGUACAGUUAGCACUAAUACUAGACACGUAUUGGGCUUUAGACAAGCCUGAUGAGUGCUUUAAAUGGUCCUUGACCUGUUUGCAUGAAGCUCUAAAGCAUUACUUUAGAUAUACUUCAGGAUCCACAGAAUAUGAGAAGUGGAAUCUGACGGUUGUGAAAAUAUUAUGCUGUAUGGAGCAUAUACUAACUACAGAGGGUCUGACAUGUUUGGAUGCCGUGUCGCAGAAGGAACUCAGUCAGGGGUUAGAAGAUCUCAUUAGGGUUAUUGGUCACCAAGUUGAGACGAAUGCAUCCGAAAUGCCUUUUGGAACCGUCAUUCCUUGGAUUAUCAUGCAUUACAUAUUACAAAGAGAAGAAGAUCAAGGAAGAGCAAGAGUAGAUAAAGACAAAGUGGCGAGCGACGAGGUUCCCAACCCGAUUAUGGUAUUAUUUAUUGCUCACGAACAGCUUGGCAAAAGAGGUUGGUGCUGCAAAUCUGAAGGAAAACUGCUUUACUUCACCCUCGACACCGUAGUGCCAAGAUUAAGAUCCCCAUCCUUGGCCAAAGCUUUAGAGCAAGUGUGCGAAAACAUGGAACAAUGUGUUUACUGUUUGUACGGGCAUCCCGGCAGAAAGAACAAGGUUAAAUAUCUAAUUGAUCACAAUGCAAACCAUCCAAAACCGUUUGAGCUGGAUUGGGUAAGAGCUCAGCAACUCUACGAAAUAUUCAGACCUCCGACAUUGCCGGCGUUGGAAGGCAAAGUGACUGGUAUAACAGCUGAUACCGAACAGCUGUUUCAACGAAUCCUUAAACUGUUACCUACAGAGUGCGAUCCACAGAAAUAUCUCCCUGAUAUUGAGAAAUUCAUAAAAGGCGUUGAAGACAAAUUACCUAGUAUACCGUCGUUAUUACCAUAUAAAAUGAAAGACAUAUAUUUUUUGCUGGGAGAUUAUUAUUACAAAAAAGAAGAGCGAAAAUUAGGCGUGAAGUUCAACAUGCUAGACGUGGCUGUGAAUAACGACCGCGUAGAAUCGUGGGCUAGAAUAUCGUUAGCCAAAGCGCUCAAUUUGGAUACGAUCCUAAACUCGUGUAAGAAUCUAAAUCAUGAGAAAGAAUAUUUGAAUCCAGCAAAAUCUGUGAUACGAUGUUUCAAGAGAUCCUUAGAGUUGGAUCCGAAGGCGUGUAACAUGUGGACGGAAUACGGGAUGUUCGUCUACUCAGUACACUCGUUCUGUUCCCGAGUCCUAAAGCAGGCAAGCGAAUCGUUAAGUAUGGAAGACUUUGAGUCGCUAGAACAACAGAAAGAAGACAUGUUGAGUACAACUCAUAAAUGUUUUAUCACUGUGCUUAAUGAGCUUAACAAUAGUCCCGACAUAGUUAAUGAUGAACCCUGGUUGCACUAUUACAUGUUGGGUAAGGUUGCCGAGAAACGCAACAAGCCUCCUUCAGUCUACUUAGAUUUUUACAUGAAGGCCGUUAAAAGUUUACAGGAAACUGAUGCGACAUACCCAUUGAAGAUAAACUAUAAUUCUCCGACACACUUGUGUAUUGAGGUGUUAGAGUUACAUUACCGCAUCCAUGCGUCUAUUCUCAAGUUCAUAGAGCAACAUGAGAGCAAGCCCAUACCGGCGUCUGUUGGAAAAGUGUUUUCUACGUGCAUUGAAGAAUGGAAGAAGGGUCCGUUUACUAAAAAACCAAAAAGAGACGGUGUUACGGAAUCUACGGAAACGAGCACGGAACCCAAACCAACUGAGCCUGUUCAUGCAGCAAAUAUCCUUAAACGAUCUAUUAGCGAUGCUGGUGAAGAAGAGUCACAUGAAGCUAAAAGGCUGAAGAUGGAGGCUGCGGCGGCCAAAGUUAGGAGAUCUGCUUCUUACGACACUGAGAGAACACCUAAAGACCCAGCAGUGCCGAGCGCUGAUGUGCCUCCAGCCAAAACAGUAUCACCUGUUGAAGAAAAGAAGUCUGAUGUUAUCGUCAUCGACGAAGACUCGCCUCGACCAGCACUGCCUGCAGCCCCCCCACCACCAGAACCAGUUGUAGAAAAAGCUCCUGAAAUAGAAAAACCAGUUGAAGACAAAGAGGAGAAAAAAAGUGAUGCUGAACAGAAAGAAGGAAGCUCGAGUAGCACCUCUUCUACUUCAUCCUCGGACUCCAGUUCUAGCGAGUCUUCUUCGGACAGCAGUAGCAGCUCUAGCAGUGAUAGCAGCACAUCAACAAAAUCUGCUAAUGACGCCAAAGCAUUGCCAGAAGACGAAAUUAUGAAGAUCGUGGCCGCGUGCCUCGAUGCUCUGGAAGACUGCGCCAGUAGAUUCUCCCCACACUACAAAGCUAUUUACAGACUCGCCCAUUACCACUUUUACUACAAAAAGGGGAAAGAUAUUGAACGUUGUCGAGAUCUUAUGCUGUCUAACUUUAUGUCUAGGGCAGGCCAAAAGUUAGGAGGACUGUUCAGUGAGAGGAAACCCUCGAAUUUCUUCAACAAUAUUUGGAAAAUACCCGCAUUGGAAAUAGAACGACCUGGUGGGUUCAUCUUUCACAUGAAUCGCUCCGUACUCCUCACGAUGGAGAUACUGAAAGAGAUAGACGAUCACAAGACAUUGUUGGACCUCAGUCUGCAUCUGAUAAGAAUACCUGAGCCUGAUAAAAAGUAUUUACGAGACUCUGACAGAGAGGAACUAGCACAACAAGCGUUUUCACUUUGCGUUCAGUCUCUGAAGGGACAACUUACAAAAUUCAGCCAGCAAGCUGAUUUGAAGAGCAAUGACGUGGAGCGGCAAGCUCUUAACAGCUUAAUGUUGGACAUUUACAGAGCUUACCAACGUGCACAGAAACAACCAAAUUCAAAACAAUUUACCAACUUGCUCAUAGAAGGGUACAAGUUAGUUACAAAUGAUAUUAUUACCGAAAACAUGAAUCUUACGGAUAUCAGCAUGAAAUACUGCCAGAGGUUGAUUCAGAAAUUGAAACAAGAAGCGACUAUGGCUAGUCUGGAUAAAUCGCAAAAUGCUCAGAAGAAGCAGGCUGCGAAGGCGGCGGCUGUCGCGGAACGGACGGAGCCUGUCAAACCCCCGCCCGUCACUGUGCAUGCGCCUUCUAAACCAGAGGCUAAAGCUCCUCCGCCGCAGCCGCAGCCCUCGUCGUCGACGUCAAGUUCCACUUUACCAAAGAUGUCUCCCCACGAGAUGGCCGCCGCCUUCCAGAGCUACCUGCCGAUGUUGAACGACCCCCUCUUGUCGCAACAGACGGCGGCCGCUUUGUCUCUGUCUUACUUAAGCAAUAUAAGUGCUCUCGCCGGCUACCCGUCGCUGCAAAACACCUUGCAAUCCUCGUUGCAAAGCACUUUGCAGAACACUUUCCAAGCUGAGUUUUACCGCCAGUUUAUAGGCCAGAGCUUUUCUUCGUUUAUGCCGCCUGUGAAGAAGCAGAAGCGUGGUCCGAAGCCAGGAUCCACUAGAGCCGCCCCUGUUUCACAAAUGAAGACUUCCAAGUCAUUUUCCGGUUCUUUGCCAUCCUCGAUGACGUCGGUGAGUAAGCCAGCUAUGACGUCGGUAAGUAAGCCGGCUAUGACGUCAGUGAGCAAGCCCGCUAUGACGUCAGCGAGUAAGCCAGCGAUUCCAUCAGUGAGUAAACCGUCAGCCACGUCAACGAUUAGCUCGCUGCAGAAGUCGAACUCGACACCCCUGACUCCGAGUAUGGGUACUGUGCUGCAGAACUUGCCCGCCUCCAUGACUGCAAACCUAUCUAGUUUCGGGGCGAUCCACUCGACGUCUCACCCCACUCACACGCUGCCGGCGCAGGCGCACAUGUCGACAGCGUCGACUGUGGGUGCGGCCAUCCACACGAAGCCGCCGAUGCCGCACCAGCAGGUGAGCCCCGGCAAGACGCUGCAGGAGAAGCUCGCGGAGAGGCAGAAGCACCUGCCUAUAUCCAAGAACCACGACAUAAACGCAUCCAUCAGCAAGCUGCCCUCCUCUCUGACUAUCACCAAGACGUCGGUUCCUAAACCAGCCAUGAAGAAGCCCGACGCUAAGAAAGCGCUGCCGUUCACAGAGAGACCCAAACCCAUCUCCUCAGACGAGGUUAUUGUCCUCGACGAUGAUUAGAAUGUAUUAUGAUUACCUUAUCAAUAUUAAUGUAGGAAAUUUUCCAUAUAUCAUGACUAUAUAAUCGUAAUUUUUGAUUCAAUAAAUGAAAUUCAAUCGGA